Messenger RNA from Oikopleura dioica, 2619 nucleotides. The record is from the annotation of a GenBank genome assembly. Lineage: Eukaryota; Metazoa; Chordata; Appendicularia; Copelata; Oikopleuridae.
AUGAAGCUCGCCUGUUUGAUCGCAUCUGCCCUCGCUAACCGACGAUUCGAUGAGGACAAGGUCGUUUCCGUCGAUAAUCUCACCAUCGGCCAGAUCCAGACGAUCAAGACCUUGGAUCGAGUCAUGAACUUCGACUUCUGGUCUCCCGAGAGCGUCGACGAGCUCGUCCCCGGCGGCACUGCUGACAUCCACGUUUCCCGAUUCUUCGCCAACGAGCUCGAGGAUGCCUUCCGAGCCGCUGAUGUCGACUACGAGUUCACCAUCCAGAACCUCCAAGAACAAAUUGACAUCGAGACCAUGUUCUCUCGAAACCACGGAAAAGCCCACGAUCUUCUCCAGUACAAUGACUACGAUACCAUCAAGUCUUACUCUCAGUCUUUCGAUGGCUACUUCACCUACGGUUCUUCCUUCGAAGGCCGAGAUCUUUUCGGUGUCAAGUUCGGAACCGGAGCCAAGGUCAUCUCCGUCGACUGCGGUAUCCAUGCUCGAGAAUGGAUCUCGCCCGCCUACUGCCAGUGGUUCAUGAACGAAGCCAAGAACGGCCAGUUUAACCAGUACCUCAGCGAUGUUACCUUCGUCGUUAUGCCAUCCAUCAAUCCUGACGGCUAUGUCCAGACCUGGAAUGGCGACCGAAUGUGGCGAAAGAACCGAGCCACUGGCUACGGUGCCUGCGUUGGUGUCGAUCUCAACCGAAACUACGCCGCCAACCACGCCGGACCAGGUGCUUCUGACCGACCAUGCUCCGACACCUACCACGGUCCAUCCGCUUUCUCCGAGCCCGAGUCUAAGGCCCAACAGGACGCUAUCCAGCCAUACAUCGAUGACGGCAGCCUCAAGGCCUUCUUGACCUUCCACAGCUACUCUCAGCUCAUCAUCUUCCCCUACUCUUACGACUACACUUCACAGGCCCCCAACAAGGCCGAACUUCAGCAGGUCGGUGACGAGAUGGCCGCUGCUAUCCGAGAAGUGCACCGACAGAGCUACCAGCCCGGCCAGGGAACAGAUAUUCUCUACCCCGCCGCCGGUGGUUCCGACGAUUGGGCUUACGAUGCCAUGCUCAGCGCUGGCAACUCUGGUCCUCUCUCCUACACUAGGGACACAAGAACAAGAUCGAUAAGAGCUUGUUUUGAAAUGAAGCUCGCCUCGACGUUGUUCGGGGUUAUCGCUGCCCAAGAUUACGAGGGUAGCGGACAAGACUAUACUGAUUCUGUCACUGAUUACUCUGAUGAGUCUGAACGUGGCAAAAUCAAGAACCAGUACCAGCCUGUAAGCAGUUACAACAACAACUACCAGCUGUCUUACAACAACGAUGACUACUAUGGUAGAUCAGGUUCCAACCCAACCGCCGUCACCUGCUGGGAAUCUAACAACAUGGGUACCCACGACAGCACCGCUUUCGAUCAGCACAGCCACGAAGGUCUCAGUCCUAAAGCCUCUUCGGACGCUCUUGAGAACAGAGAUGUCUAUGGCUGGCGCAAUAUCCACGCCAACCACAAUACAACCUCAACAGCUCAUAACGCCCACUCGCUCGAUGCAUACGAUCAUCGACUCUCUGGUUGCAUCUACGAGUUAUCAAGCUUCACCUAUGGUUCUGGAACGUACAGCAAGUACUAUGAUAUCACUUUUACCGAGGGAACUCUUUCUCCCGUCUGGUGGCACUAUUUCAAUGCUCACGUACUUCCUGGUGGAACCAAAAAAGCUCACAAAAUCGUCAUGGCCAAUCCCACCUAUGAAGGUCUUGGUUACUUGAACUUUAUUAUCACUUUCAUCGCGAAGACAACUGUCAUUGACGGAUCUCUUGGCACAUACAUCAACACUGACGAGAGUCUUCAUACCGACGCAUUCGCUGCCAACAACCAAAUUUCAAUCUCAGCGGCUACUGGCAGCUGGUAUUCCACAUUUGAAGCCAACUCUGGUAUUGAUGGUGCUGGAACAUGGAACGAAAAUGUUGCCAUCAGUUCGUUCCCUCAUAACGAUCUUGGCAAGGACUUCCGAUUUAACAUCAGAAUCCUUCACAAGAUGGGCGAAGGUGACCAGACGGAAGCAAUUGACUCUUACUACUGGUACAAAGUCAAUGACGUUACCAUUACUUUCCCUGCUGUUGUUGGCUGCCCUUGGGACACCUACGUUGAUGGCUCUACCAAGGGCUCCUUCAGAUGCAUGGACAGCGCUGAUCAGAGUGGCAGAAAGAACGGUCACAUCAGCUGGGUUAGCGUCGAUAAUAACCAUGAGGAUAAUGAGGCGGCAACUUUCCUCGAAAGCUUCCUCGACGGCACUGUAAACAACGCUGUCUGCUCAACUACAUACAGCGAAGACAAAAUGUCUUGUGGAACAAAAUACAAAGUCGCUGGCUUGAUGAACACCUACGACGAGUACGCUCAGCAAGAAUAUGGAACGCACCAAGAAUUCUGGUUCCAAUUCGAGUACUACAUGCCAUCAACAGCCACGAAUGUUGCAUGCGAGCGAAACAAUUAUGGCUGUUACCAGGCGCCAAACAUGCUCUUCAACGCCUUCGAGGUCUCUUCCAUCGACAUCGACUGCAACACAUCAGGUCUCUACAACGGUAACCGAUGCACUGCUAACUCAACAGUCAGUGAGUCUGUCGAGACCUGGUCAUAA